Microthlaspi erraticum is the source of this 2178-nucleotide messenger RNA. The record is from the annotation of a GenBank genome assembly. Lineage: Eukaryota; Viridiplantae; Streptophyta; Magnoliopsida; Brassicales; Brassicaceae.
AUGAUUCCCCAUAUUUAUAAGCCAGAAGUCCAGAAAGUUGAGUUUUCAAUCGAGCAAUUCAUUCCGCGUGGAAGGAAACUACAAGAUGAGCAUGCCACUGAGGCUCCAGCUUUCACGAAAAAGCUUACACCUGCAGAGACGGAGAUGCUUGCCAAGUAUUACGAACCAGAUGAUGAAAAGCUGAGAGUGUCCUUGAUUGCUUUCCCUCACUUCCAGACAUUGCCAUCUAAAGUGCACAAAGUAAUGCAUUCACGUCAAACAGGCAUGCUAAUUGACGCGAUGCAGCAUUUGCAAGAGCCAACCUUUUCAGAGCAAAGUAAAAGUUUCUUCACUGAGUGUGGAGCUCCUUUGGAUGAAAGAGAGGAGUUUGACACAAGUCUGAGGGUUGCUGAUGAUCCGAAAGAUUUACCCUCUUUCGGUGAUUUGGAAGUCAACACAUCACAGAGAAAGGCAAAACAAGUUGUUGCAUCUCCCACAAGCACACUGGAGGCUACAGAGAAAGAUUUCGAAGAAUCUUUACCCACACACCAUUAUCUUUUCAAUUCAGAAUGUGCAUCGGUUGAUACUAUGGGGAAGGUUUUCGUCAUGCCGGUUCCUCUUUCAUUCUCUUAUAAUGUGCCAGUGUCAGACUAUAUGCCUUUGGCUGAAACAAAACAUAAACAUUCUUGCCCGAAUAGAUCCGACAUUAACUUUGUUCCGAUAGAGGCCAACGAGGAAUCUUGUCAAGAUGAUAUUUCGGGCAAGUUAAAGCAAGGAUUCUUGUCAGACUGUGCCAACGAGAUACUAGAGACUCAAAGCCUUUUGAAAAGGCACAACACUAAUGUGGAUGAGGGAGAUGUAGCCAGUUGUGCUGGAGAAAUUAUGAUAUUAUCAGAUGAAGAAGACUGUGAGGACUUGGAGCUUAGUCCAAGGCUCACUAACUUCAUCAAGAGUGGCGUUGUUCCAGAUUCACCUGUUUAUGACCAAGGAAUUGCAAAAGAAGCAAACAGAGAAGAAGACCUUGAUCUUCUUAAGCUUUCUUCACCCACGAAGUUCAGUAAUAUAAUGGCGGAAGAGCCUUGUAGCCCUGUGACAAAGGUUCAACAUAAACGCAGCGAUUAUCACACUACUUCUACGACCAAUGGAUUCAGAACUCCUCAGAAGGAGGAAGGUUUGGCCAGCGGAACAGAAUGCUUGGCUGUUUCUCCCAUUUCUCAGGAGUGGAGAACUCCCUUGGCGAAUGUCACGAACACAAACAGCAGCGCUAGCAAAGAUUGGCGGCUGAGUUCUGGAGAAAAGUCAGAAACUCUUCGACAGCCUCGCAAGUUGAAGAGACUACGUAGACUUGGAGAUUGCUCCAGUGCUGUCAAAGAGAACAACCCUGGUAUUGCGAAGGCAGACCGUAUCAGAUCUCGUUCUCGCAGUGAAAAGCACAUUAGAGGUAACAAGCAGAUGAGAGUUGAUACUGAUGCCAGGGUCUUCAUUGACGCAGAAGCUGAGGUCUCUUCGGAAGCAGAAAUGUCUGCUGAUGAGAACGAAGAUGUGACGGGCGAUUCAUUUGAAGAUAGUUUCAUAGAUGACGGUACAAUGCCUACAGCAAAUACUCAAGCCGAGUCUGGUAAAGUUGACAUGAUGGCUAUUUACAGACGCUCUCUACUCAGCCAGUCACCAUUUCCGGCGAACUUUCGUGACGUAACCUCAUCAAGCCCGAGCCCCUAUUCUGCUGGACCCUUGAAGAGUAUAAAUGAGAGCAGAAGCGAAUCAGAUAAAUCGUUGUCUUCUCUUCGAACACCAGAAACAACAAACUCUGCCUCAAACCAGGAUGCAAUGGUUACAGGAGACUUUUCGGUGGUACAAAUCUCAUCAGAGAGCAGGAAAAGGAAGUUCAGCUUCUGCAACUCGGGGGAUGUGCCUGUGAUUAACUUGGAAAACAAGUUUGAAGCUCAUGCACAAGCCACAGAGAAGGAAAGCAAUGCAGGUGCGUUACAGUAUAACGAUGUUGAUGAUGAAGAUGACGAUGCAUUCUUCGCGACACUAGACUUUGAUGCCAUGGAAGCGCAGGCAAAGUUGUUAUUGUCGAAACAGAGGUCGGAGGAAAAAAAGAAAGAAGACGCAACAACGGUUUUACCUCAUCAGGGCGUGCAGAGGAGUGAUGGUUUGGAAAAGGAUGCGCCAUCUUUUGAUCUUGGUUUGUGGUGA